AUCUUGAUGAGAUCCACUGAGAGACUUGGUACACAGAAGCCUGGCAGAUUAUCAGCCGAAACAAGAUGGCGCCAAUCAGGUACAGAUUUUACAAGCAGUUUUUCUUACUGACUUCUGUCCUGCUCAUCUCCAUGGCAACUGUCUACAAAACUGGGCCGGCAGCUAUAUAUAGAAGCACGCAUCACUACCUGGAGCACCUACUCGGGCAAGAUGGCGUCUCAGGGGAGAGAAGAACUGCCUGGACCAGAGCAGGGUCGGCCACAUCCGGCCCAGAGUUAGGGUCGGCCACAUCCGGCCCAGAGUUUCUGCAGCGCAGACGGUCGGUACGGGACGCCUGCGCGAGGAGAAACAACUGGGAGGGGCUGGGGCGGGUGGGGAGUGUGUUGACAGACGACAGGUCCGGGCUCGUCUACUGUCUGGUGCCCAAGGCGGGCUGCACGUACUGGAAGCGGCUGUUUGAGUCUUUACACAGGCAGGGUGGAAAAAAUAGAUCCCGUGACGACUUUGACAUUCCAAGGGAAGUAAUUCAUCAAUUACCCACCAGUCAGGGGACACAAUACGACGAGCGAGUUCACGGCCCUGAUCAUUACCCAACACGCGUCCUUGUGUACAGAGAUCCGUUUGAUCGUCUGCUGGCCUCGUACUUGGACAAAUUCUACUUGCCAGAUUUUUGGGAAGAUUACGGCCAAACUUUUAUGGAAAUGGUACAAGGAAUAGAUCAACAAAAAGUUGAAAAAACUGGGGAGGGCAAAAACCGGACGUGUAAAUGGUCUCAGCCGGACCCGGUCGGUGCCGGCGACUUUAUGAGGCGCCAUUUUGUCGAGAUGAAAUCAAAGUUCGGCGAGCAGCAGACGAGCGACUCAGCCUGCGGCAAGUACCUGACCUUCACAGAGUUCCUCGUGUCCAGCAUGUACGACCCCGAGCCCCACUGGCGACCCCUGCACCAGCUGUGCGACCCCUGCAAGUUCCUGCCCACACACAUCAUCAACAUGGACACCUUUACCCAAGACACACGCCAUCUUCUACAGACCAGAGGCAUCAGCGACUUUCUUGCCGCAUCUGUGGCAGAACAGGUGAGCGAGGAAAUGCACAUGCUGGUUGAGUACCACUUCUCACGUGUCUCCCACAGCGUGUUCCUGUCCACCUGUCUGACACCCCGGGAACUCGCCUACAGGCUCUGGCACAGUUUCCUCUGGAAGGGCUACAUCCCCCCCUCCUCGGGCUACAGGCUGCCUGACCUCAUCAGCCUGAGUGACGUCAAGAGAGACCUGCUGGAGCAGCUGAGGCGGGCCAGAGCGCAGGGUCAGGACGAGGCUGACCUACGGAGCUGGAGGGACGGAUACAAGUCUCGCUUCUUCUCGGACGUCCGCGCACCAAUCUGGCUGGAACUGUUCCGCAAGUUCCAGAUCGACUUGGACAUCUUUGGGUGGAGCCAAUUUGAGAAAGAUGUUUUAAACUGUAUUGUGUAGGUUCAUGUCCAACUCAGUUGUUACCAAAUGUCAUGUUACCAAAUGCCAUGCUACCAAAUGCCAUGUUACCAAAUGCCAUGUUAUCAAAUGCCAUGUUACUA
Physella acuta is the source of this 1570-nucleotide messenger RNA. Its product is annotated as carbohydrate sulfotransferase 12. Gene Ontology annotation, cellular component: membrane. The record is from RefSeq and is a predicted model, not a curated record. Gene Ontology annotation, biological process: carbohydrate biosynthetic process. NCBI's taxonomy places the organism in Eukaryota, Metazoa, Mollusca, Gastropoda, Physidae. Gene Ontology annotation, molecular function: sulfotransferase activity.